AUGAAAAGAACAGUUGAUAUUUACAAACCAAAUGUAAAGAAACCAAAACUACCCAAUGGUGGCAAAUCAUAGACAUCUUAUGGAGCAUACUUAAACAGUGAUGUUAAAACCAUUGCUAAAUUGUACUGAUUGUUACCAUUUACAUGAGGAAGGACAAUCUUACGCAAAUCACGAACAAUUACUUUAUUAAGAAUCUUCGAAUAGAGUAGUAAUAAAAAUCCAGUGCCAAAUAGCUUAAGACCAAUUUUUCUUAGUUACGAUAACCAAGGUCUAUUACAAUAGAUGCUAAGAACUCUUAAAAAAGUAUGAUAGGAUGAUUAUAUAUUAAGAAAUAUCAAGGCCAUAUGAAUCAUUAUAACCAAAAAGAUAAACAGUAAUUGAAUCAACAUAAAAUUUGAUAAAGCAAUAUGCAAAUAACAAGUUGAAAAGCAAUACAGAAAAAAGAAAUUUAUGGCAUAAUUUUGUAACAGAAUGUACAUUUAUAUUUACAGCUUAAUAAUUCAAUAAUUGAUUAAUAAGUACGUAGAGCAUAAAGUUCAAGUACACAUAAUAUGCGAUAAGUACCAAGGAGUGAUUUAAAAUAUAGAUCGGCUUAAUCUUUACAUUAUAAUCCUGAUUAUUUAUAAUUUAAGCUAUAAUUUAGUGCAAGAACAAGAUAAGGAUAAUUGGCAUCAAAUCCAAAUAAAACAAAUUAAGACAGUUACAUAUGUGAAACAAAUAUAGUUUGUGAUAUGCAUCUUUUUUCAGUAUGUGAUGGUCAUGGUUAGAAUGGCCAUUUCGUAUCAUAAUAUGUUAGAGAUUAAUUUACAAAAAUAUUGAGAAGAGAUAAUUAAUUAAAAUAGCAUCCUAGAUAAGCAAUAGUUAAAUCUAUAUCAGUAUUAGCAAAUUUAAUAAAUUAAUAACCAUUUGAUACAUAAUUCAGCGGGACAACAAUGAAUGUAUUAUUGGUUUAAGAUGGUGGACAUUUAAUUUGUUCAAAUGUAGGAGAUAGUAGAGCAAUAAUAGGAAAAUUAGGAAAUAAUUAAAAAUUCAAAGCAUUUCCUUUAUCAAUAGAUCAUAAACCUUGUAUCGAGAAGGAAAUGAAUAGAAUUCAUAUGCAUGGAGGUAGAGUAGAUACUUAUUAUGAUGAUUAAGGUAUUAUAUAUUAAUCCAAUAGGUAAUUCGAUUGGACCAGCUAGAGUUUGGGUAAGGGAUGGAAAUUAUCCAGGAUUAGCUAUGAGUCGUAGUCUUGGUGAUUAAAUUGCUUAAUCAGUUGGUGUUUCUAGUAUUCCUGGUAUUUUAUUAAUAUCUAUUUUUAAUUUAGAGAUAUUUGAAUAUUAAUUAACUCCUUAGGAUAAAUUUAUAAUUUUAGGAAGCGAUGGAGUUUGGGAGUUUAUUGAUAAUUAAAGUGUUGUUGAUAUUGUAGGCAAACAUUAUAUGAAAGGCAAUUUAGAAGGAGCAUGCGAUGAAUUAAUGUAGAUCUCAUAUAAAAUGUGGACUUUAGUAAUUUUAUAUAUAAAUAUAAUUAAUUUAGGAAGAUGAUUCAGUUGUUGAUGAUAUUACCUUUAUAGUUAUAUUCAUAAGCUGA
Messenger RNA from Paramecium sonneborni, 1567 nucleotides. The record is from the annotation of a GenBank genome assembly. NCBI's taxonomy places the organism in Eukaryota, Ciliophora, Oligohymenophorea, Peniculida, Parameciidae.